This is a messenger RNA of Phaedon cochleariae (mustard beetle), 1037 nucleotides long. The record is from the annotation of a GenBank genome assembly. Lineage: Eukaryota; Metazoa; Arthropoda; Insecta; Coleoptera; Chrysomelidae.
GAAGCGAGUUUUUUCUACUGCAAAAUUUCACAGCAAUACAAAACGUGUGCAUGUCCAGUAGGUAAUCGUAAAUAUGAGAUAUUUCAUGUCAAAAAAUUCUGUAUUUUACUUACAGAAAGAAGCUUGGGAUGACAUAAAGGAAUAUGAAGACAAUUUCAAGAAAGUUAUAAAAGAACGUGAAAAAAAUAGAAUACCGUUUUUUCAUCAAUCUCCACAGUUUUCCUAUAGACAUCACCUAGUGGAAUAUAUCAAAAGAAUAUGCAUAGAAAAGAAAUUGAGCCACUGCUGUUUGCAUCUAACAGUGUACCUUCUGGAUAUUUUUAUGGAUAACCAUUCCAUAGUACCUGAACGAGUUUUACUUGUUGCCAAUGUUUGUUUACUUGUUGCAGCCAAAUUUGAAGAGAACAAUGUAACAAUUCCCAAAAUGGCGGAACUCAAUGCAGCCAACAACAACCGCUAUCCCCUCAGGGAAUUCAAAAACCUGGAGAUAGUGUUGCUGAGGUUUUUCCACUGGUACAUCAUGUUCCCCACCACAGCACAUUACAUCUACUACUACAUUCAAUCGGUGAUAUCCUUCGACGACUUGAGAGACAAAAAGGACAAUCUGAGGACACUUUUUUACAACUUACAUGACUGCAUUACAGCUUAUCUAGACCAAAUAAUCGGGAGUGUUCACUACAUGCAGUGUUUCACACCAUCAAAAUUAGCAGCUGCUAUCAUAGCAGCAAGUAGAGUGGAUGUGGGCUUAACAUGUUGGACUGAAAGGCUACAAAAUGUGACAGAUUAUAAAAUGGAAGAAAUACAAGCACCAAUGGCAAUAUUGCGUUCCAAGCAUGGUUUUAUAAACUGUCAAAAGUGCAAGACUGGGGACUCUUAGUUUUUUUUCUGAUAGGCACCUGCUACAAAAAUAUUGAUGGAUUUGUUAUUAUUUGAAAAUAUUUAUAAUUUGUUAAUCUUUUGUUUUCUCUAAUUGUUGAAAGUGAUACAUAAUCAAUAUUAUUGACUUUAUUACCAAUAAAACUACCAUUGUUAUGACA